CGAACUCCCAGUUCGUGCCCUGCCCGAGAGUUGCUAGGGUUUCCCGAUAAAUUCCCCCCAGAUCUACGGCCGAUCCCGCUUCCUGUUGGUCGUCCUCGCCUCGUCGGGGGUAGCCGCUCGGCAACAUCGGUCGCAUGGCUUAUCGUGCAGCGGAGCAAGGGGCGAUUCAACCACCACCGGCUAGCGCCGCCGCCGUCGAUCCCGUCCAUCCUCGGCUGCCGCUUGCGGCGCUUCCCUCUUCUCCUACCGCCGGCGUCGACGGCGCCAUGGAGAACGGCCUCCCCGACGACCCCCUCGUGGAUGUCCUCUCGCGCCUCCCCGCCAGGUCCCUCUGCCGGUUCAAGUGCGUCUCCAAACCCUGGCGCGACCUCAUCGGCGACCGCCUCCGCUGCAGCAAGUUCCCCCAAACCCUACAGGGGUUCAUCUACGGCGACGGCGAGGCCCACGCCGGCGAGAACUAUGGGCAUUUCAUCAACCCGCUGGGGAAACCUGUGCCUCUCAUCGACCCUUCGUUCACUUUCCUGACGAAGCUUCCUGGGGUUGAGAAGAUCGUCCUCCUGGGUUCGUGCAAGGGGCUCCUACUCUUUGGGCACAGACGGGGUUCAGACAUAUAUGACUCACUGGGCUACAUUGUGUGCAACCCCGCCACCGAGCAAUGGGUGGCCGUGCCCAGCUCCGGCUGGUCCCCGUGGCCAGACAGCGAGGCUGAAGAGGAUGAAGAUUACUAUACAGAAGAAGAUGUGCUCACACACUUGAUUUUCGAUCCAGCUGUCUCCCCGCACUUUCAGUUGGUCCAGCUGUGGCAGGAAAGUUAUAGGGACUUGGCAGGGGUGCACACAUACUCGUCUGAAACUGGGGUAUGGAGGUCAACUAAGAGAAGUGAUUGGGAACAGUGGGGCUUGGAUGGAGUCAUAAGCACCGCUGCCGGAUGCCCCUUAAAUGGCAUGCUACACUUGAAAGUCGACGACAUUUAUGAACGCCGGAGCAUCAUAGUUGCGGUUGACGGGGAAGGGAAGACAUCCAGGGUCAUCCGCUGGAUAGAAAAGCGUGGUUUUCCUGAUUUUGUUGGUCAGUCUCAUGAGCACCUGUAUUGCAUUAGUGGGGACAUUGAUGACUCUGAUAUGAUAACUGAACUGUCUAUUUGGGUUCUUGAGGACUACCAUACAGAAGAAUGGGUUCUGAAGCACAGUGUGAGCAUUUUGCAGCUGUUUGGGAAAAUGAGUUGCCGAUUUGACUCCUACGAAGUGGUCACCAUUCAUCCUGAUCGUAAUUUGGUCUUCUUUGUUGAGUAUGGGGACUGCAAACUGAUAUCGUAUGACAUGGAUAGUAAGGAGGUGUGUGAUAUCUGCACUCUCGGACGUGGCUAUGGGUGUAUCACUCCAUAUUUUCCCUACUUCUCGGGUUUGUCGGUGCUUGGAAAUAAGCACUGAAAUUGUUUCGUUAGUUUACUCCUUGUAUUAGGACCUUCAGCAUCAGUUAGAUCUUCCAAGAAUAGAGUAGCUAGCAGCAUGGUGUAACUCUAUUAGAAUCUAAUAGCUGAUGCAUUUUGCUGGUGCUUGGAUCUGGCAUGGUUCAAUGCUUAUGGCUAUCCAGUUAAUACUGCAAUGCCAGUUGAGACAUCUGUACGUAA
Panicum hallii is the source of this 1630-nucleotide messenger RNA. RefSeq lists its product as uncharacterized. The record is from RefSeq and is a predicted model, not a curated record. Lineage: Eukaryota; Viridiplantae; Streptophyta; Magnoliopsida; Poales; Poaceae. Gene Ontology annotation, molecular function: protein binding. The transcript has 2 exons. The coding region runs from base 135 to 1430 and encodes 431 amino acids.